GCAAGCGAAGUUGUCAUUCGGGCUGCACUACCAAGGGGGGUGCAGCAGAGUACGGCUGGAUGACGCCAACGUCUCGCCAAGGCCACGGGGGGGCUUGCUUCAUCACACAUCUGACGAAAUCGACUCACACAACGUGCCGCUUCCACGACCCACCACCCCACCCCCCCGCCAAACCACCACGUCAUUACGCAGUGGGGCUGCAUGACCAAGGUACGCGCACAUUUGGUGGAAACAAAGGCCCGUGUUGAAGAGCUACCGCUAGCGCGCACAAUACCAUGGAUGAAAACGAGCCGUGGGACGCGACCUCGAAUUACUCCUACUUGGACGCACCGCUGCCGGACGUGUCCGACAGAGUGUGCGAUUUCCUCGACUGCCUGCCGUGCAAGACGGUGGACAACGACGCCUUCAACGCUGGAACCUCCAUCCUCUACGGCACGGCGUUCGUCCUCAGCCUCGUGCCAAACCUCGCCGUCCUUUGGCUACUGGCCACCGACCACCCGCCGGGCUCUCGCGUGUCGACAGCGCUGCUGCCCCUGAGCCACACCGCCGCGAGCCUCUGCGGCAUCUCCACGCUGCCGGCGCUCGUCGUGGUGACGCGACACGGCGUCGGCCACUGGCCGUCGGGCGCCGAGGCCCUGUGCAAGCUGCUGUUCUUCACGUUCGAGCUCUACCAGUACGGCACUGCCCUCUCGGUGGCCUCCAUGGGAGUGGAACAGUUCUCCACUUUCGGGAGCGGGACGGGCGCGAGGGCGUCGAUGUGCGCCGCGUCGUGGCUCCUCGCCGUCGGCGCUUCGCUGCCCAGCCUCGUCGUCGUGACGGCGACGGGCGGCCAGAGGUGCGAGCCGGACCUCGACCCGGAGAGCGCGCGCACGUGGGAGGCGGCCGUCGGCGUCCUCGGCGUCUCCUUGGGGUGCGCGACGGCCGUCGCGGUUUUCGCGUCGUUUUACAUCGCCGCCCGCGGGGACCCGGCGUUCGACUGCAGCGGGCGGCGAGAGCUUGCGCGCGUUUACUUCUGCUUGUUCCUGUUCUGCUGGCUGCCGUACCACACCCUGCUCUUGGCGGAGGUGCUGAAGUUGGCGGAUUUCUUGACGUUUGACUGCGUUGCGGCCGAGGGGGUCUUCUAUGGGAAACAAGCCGCGCAGUGCCUGGCAUUCCUAUACAGCGGCGCGACUGCGUGGGCAUUCAUCGUUUUGAAAUACGCGAGGCCCGCGCGACAAGCAGGUGGCACGGCGCAAACCGCCCUUGCCCUAUCUUAGGCGUGGAUGUGCGUACUUUGAACUUCAACAACACCGCACGUAGCCAGCCCGUGCUAAUCGGAUGAGGUGCAAAGUCAACGAUAUGAUUGGCGCAACUUCCUCCCGCAUUUGCAACCUCCGCUUGCGGCGCAGUGGUUAAAAGCCGCUGUGCUACAAUUUCCGGCGACCCGAGUUUGAUUCCAAACCACGGCUAGCAUCGGCGGCGGGCGAUAUCCGAAGCGGUCCUGGACCACCCUUCCACCCGGGUCACUUCGCCAACCCGCACUGAACCAGCGUGGUGAGGUAUGGUCGUACGACACGGGGCGGAAAGGCUUCCAUCAAGUUGUGGACUGGCAAAACGGCCGGUACAGUUCUUAUGUCACGACCGUCGUUAGGCUGCAAAGCAAAAAAAAAUGCGGCGAAUGCUUACACGCACAUUUAAAAAAUAUAUAUACCGAAAAGGCUGACAUCAUAUUCAGAGGCUCUCCAAGGCCUUUUCUAAUUCAGCCGCAUGUGGCUCGGGAGUGGCGGGGUGCAUCCCUUUACACCUUCAUUUACCGUACAAAAGCAUUUAAAUAGAUACAUUGUCAAGACUGCGCCUGUCACAUGUGUGCCGACCGCAAGACAAACGAGCGAAUGCGUUCGGAGGGGGGAGUAUCUAAUAACGAACGAGGCUUGGUAAAACGCGACCGUACAUCAACAGUGUUGCUUAGGUUGGGAAAUCAACAGAGUUUUAUUGGGAUGAAGCAAGCAGCCUUCUUUCGCGAAGCUGUCGAGUGAAGAUCAGCGGUAAGAUAAUGCCUCGGGCGUGACGUGAAGCCACGUGAGGGUUUAUGGCGAUAAUCUCCGGGCCCGCCAGCCAGAACUGCGGCUUUAAGCAUCUCGCUGCUUUCACUGAUCCUGUUUUCAUUUUCUACGGCUCAUUUAUAUACCUAAAAAAAAAAUUCAGCGUGUGUGCGCAGCAAAAUGUAUAUGCGCAACCAUUACCGCACCUACUUGGGUCAUCGGUACAUUUUGACGUACAGGCAUGUUAUGUCAUAGAGUUGUUUGGGUAUUCUUCACCUAUGACAUUAACCUCUGAUACUUUUUUUUAAUUAGAGGGACAAUGCACCCGCGGAUUGUCGAAGUUCCACCGUCUGUUGCUGAGAUGCCAUUCCAUCCUAAAUAUCAGCCUCUAAACAUCGUGAUACUGUAUGUAGCAUUAAGGCUAAACAGGUUUCCUUCGCUCUGUGUGAGAGUAAAUGCGUUACUUAAAAGGGGGGGGGGCACACGAAGUGAAACCGCGCAAAUUAACCCAUCGACUAUCUAAAAAUCGAUGUCUUUGUGUGUUUUUGAAAAGGCAUCAUUUUUUACAUUGUAGUAUCAAUUAAAAUCUUAUAUUAAUACUACAUAUUAACUAGGACUCUGUGGGUGUAAGAAUGCAUUCCAUUUCCAUCAGGUUAUGAAACGUGCGAGUUAGUUUUUUUUCUGAUUAAAAUGAAUGUUCGAAAUAAUGCUCGUAAUUAUAUGUACAUUUACUUCAAUGAUUACACAUGCUCUAUCGUAUACAGUAAAACCUUGGAUUGAGAGCAUAAUUCGUUCCGGAAACAUGUUUGUAAUCCAAAGCACUCGUAUAUCAAAGCAGUCGUAUAUCAGUUGUGAUCACGUGACGCUCGGCAGACAAAGCGUACACGUACUACUUGUAUUGCAAGAUCCUCGCUCGUUUAUCAAAUUAAUAUUUAUUU
Molecule: messenger RNA, 2959 nt
Organism: Petromyzon marinus (sea lamprey)
Lineage: Eukaryota; Metazoa; Chordata; Hyperoartia; Petromyzontiformes; Petromyzontidae
Product: atypical chemokine receptor 3-like
Biological process (GO): positive regulation of cytosolic calcium ion concentration; G protein-coupled receptor signaling pathway; cell chemotaxis
Cellular component (GO): membrane; external side of plasma membrane
Molecular function (GO): C-C chemokine receptor activity; C-C chemokine binding
Source: RefSeq, a predicted model, not a curated record